AUGCGCUCUCCCUCCCCAGCCCGCUGUCAGUGUCACUCUGUAGUGGAGAUGUGGAGCGUCUUUCUGUGCCUCUGUCUCGUUCUCCGGCCCAAUUCAGCUGAAGAAGUGAUGCUGCUGGACACAACUGAGUCUACCUCCGAGCUGGGCUGGACCACUUACCCGGACACGGGGUGGGACGAAGUGAGCGUCCUGGACGACCGCGGGAGGCUCAUCCGGACGUUUGAGGUUUGCAACGUCAACCAGAACUCGCGCACCAAAGACAACUGGUUGGCCACGCCUUUCUUGUAUCGCCACGCCGCCCCGCGGGUCUUUGUCACCCUGCGCUUCUCGGUGCGGGACUGCGCCAGCCUGCGGAACCCGUCGCCCACCUGCCGAGAGACGCUCACCUUGUACUACAAGCAGGCCGACAGCCAGCGGGAACUGGAGAGGACUUGGGCGCCGGAGCCUUCCAGCGGCGAGAAGGAGAGCAGGGAGGGCUGGGUGAAGAUUGAUACCAUCGCAGCAGACAAGAGUUUUUCCAAGGUGGAGCCCAGUUCACCACAUCAGUACCAACCCAACCGCUACAGCCGCAUCAACAUCAAGACACGCAGCUUCGCCCCGCUCACACGCAACGGAUUCGUCCUGGCCGUUGUGGACAGCGGCGCCUGCGUUUCCCUCAUGGGAGUGUCGGUCUUCUACCGCCGCUGUCCCGCCACCAGCCUGUACUUGGCGUCCUACCCGGCCACACCCUCCGGGGCCGAGGCCACGGCUCUGGUGCCCGUGGGCGGAACCUGUGUCCCCCACAGCAAGGCCCAAGGGGGCAACGGGCCUCGUAUGCACUGCAAUGCCGAGGGCGAGUGGAUGGUGCCCGUGGGCGUCUGCGUCUGCGAUGAGGGCUUUGAACCCAACCUUAACGGAUCCGCCUGCUUGGGCUGCUCAGUGGGCUACUUCAAGCCGGCCUCGGGUUCCGCUGCCUGCGCGGUGUGCCCCCCCAACAGCAGAACAAGCCACGAGGGCUCCAGUGUGUGUGAAUGUCGCAGCGGCUUCUACCGGGCGGCUGGCGACGCCAACUCGUCAGCCUGCACAACUCCUCCCUCGGCUCCAGUGUCCUUGUCGUGGGAGUAUGAGAGCGGCGACGGCGCCGGGGUAUCUUUAAGGUGGCGCCCCCCGGUGGAUAUGGGAGGCCGCAGUGAAGUCUGGUAUGGAGUGGUGUGUCGCAUCUGCCCCUCGCCCACCGUCAUCAACCCGGCGUCGUGCUCCUGGUGCGGAGAAGGUGUCACCUUCAGCCCCGUCCAGACCAACCUCAAGCAAACCAGCGUGACCCUCAACAACCUGCUCACCAGAGUCACCUACCUCAUACAGGUGCAAGCCAUGAAUGAGGUAUCGGCGCUGAGCCCGUUCCCGGCUCGUUACACAAGCAUCAAUUUUACCACGAGCCAGUCAGUUCCCAGUACAGUUCCCAUGAUGCACCAGCUGAGCCGGGCCCCGGACUCCAUCACCCUGUCAUGGCCGCAGCCUGACAGACCCAAUGGCGACAUUUUAGAGUACCAGCUCAGAUACUUUGAUAAGGCCUCGGAUGUGGACAGCGCGGUCAGCGUGUACAGCGAGACCAACACUCUAACCGUCGGCUCGCUCAUCGCAGGCUCCAUCUACGCCUUCCAGAUCCGAGCUCGCAACGAGCGCGGCUUCGGUCCUUACAGCAACACCGUCUACUUCACCACACUGCCUCUUGAAGAACAUUCACAUCAGGUUCAAAAUCAGCUUCCUCUGCUAGUGGGCUCAGUGAUGGGAGGGGCAGCGUUUCUGCUGGUGGUGGCGGCCAUUGUGGUGGUGGUGGUCUUUCGCAGUAAAAGGAGGGCGAGUCCAUACAGCGAUAGGCUCCAGAGGUACAUCAGUAACAGAGGUGGUGUGAAAUAUUACGUGGACCCCUCCACUUACGAGGACCCCAGCGAGGCCGUCAAAGAAUUCGCCCGAGAGAUUGAGUCCACUCACCUGAAGAUCGAGGAGGUGAUUGGUUCUGCCCAGUUCGGGGAAGUGUCCAGAGGUCGCUACCGUCCACCGGGCCGCCGGGAGUUGCUGGUCGCCGUCAAAACCUUGCGCUUGGGGGCGUCCGACCGAGAGAAGGGCAUGUUCCUGAGUGAGGCGGGGGUCUUGGGACAGUUUGACCACCCCAACGUGCUCAAGUUAGAGGGCGUGAUUACCCGUGUUCCCUCUGCAAGGAUAAUCACAGAGUUCAUGGAGAACGGACCCCUGGAUUCCUUCCUCAGGGAGAACGAGGAUCAAUUCAGCGUCCUCCAGCUGGUGGGGAUGCUCCGAGGUGUCGGCGCUGGGAUGCGUUACCUGUCGGAGAGGAACUUUGUCCACAGGGACCUGGCGGCCAGAAACGUGCUGGUCAACUCCAACCUGGUGUGCAAAGUGUCCGACUUCGGCCUGUCCCGACUCAUGAGGGGCAUGGACCACAACAUGCCGACGUACACGGCUUCGCUGGGGAGCAAGAUCCCUGUGAGGUGGACAGCUCUGGAAGCCUUUCAGCAUCGCAAGUUCAGCUCGGCCAGCGACGUCUGGAGCUUCGGCAUCCUCAUGUGGGAAGUCAUGUCGUACGGAGAGCGGCCCUACUGGGACAUGAGCAAUCAAGAAGUGAUGAAGGCUGUAGCGGAGCAGUUCCGCCUCCCCGCCCCCACCGGCUGCCCCUCAGCUCUCCACUCGCUGAUGCUUCAAUGCUGGCAGGCCGAGCGAGAGGACAGGCCGAGCUUCGAGUCCAUCCUGUCCUCCAUGGACCGCCUCAUUAGGCAUCCCGUGUCCCUCAAGACGGACAUAACGCGAAGCUGCUCGCAGCCACUGCUAAGCCCCACCCCCACAGACUUCUCAUCAGUGUCCACAGUCAGCGAUUGGCUACGGGCGCUGAGGAUGGAGCGAUAUCAAGACGAGUUCGCUCGGGCGCAUUUGGACACGUUGGACAGAGUCAGCCGCCUCACCGUGGAAGACAUCCAGAACCUUGGCGUGAAUCUGCUGGGUCACCAGAGGAAGAUCUUCAACGCCGCCCAACAACUCAAGGCCCAUCUGACUCAAGGCCAGGUGGAGGUUUGACUGCAAGCCUCGGUGAUUGAAGGCCCAAAACUUGAAGGCCCAAAACUUGAAGGAAACCAGCAUGUACUGUACUUCCACUGACUCUCAACACAACAUUCAAAGUCACGUCCGGGGACUGAAAGGAGCGAAAAAGUGCACUAUGGGAAAUGAAGUCCAGCCAUGAGGAAGAAGAGAACGGUAUCUUGUUUCAGACAAAAUCAGACUUGAUUGUUUUCCUCUCCUUCGCGUCUCCUUUUCGGCACCCCUCGUCCACACCCGGAACGUUGGCGUUAUUAUUUGACAUUUUUUAUUUUUUGAUAAUCUAUCAGCGGAGGUUGCCCUGAGCAAGGAAUUGCGGCAAGACAAUGAUCAAAGUAUUUUUGUGCGUGCGACUUUAUUUUACCAAAGGCUGGAAAGUGUUGCUGCCUUUCAAGGUUCUUCUGCGUAGUUGCUUUAAACUUGAGGAGGGGGGAAAAAAAGAUUUUAGUAACCCCGAAAGACAUAUUUUCCCCAGGACAUAUCCGUGGUCGGACUGCAGCCACGUUCGUAACACUUUUAUUCUCACUUUCUGUGGCAAAAAGACAUUUUUUGGUGUAAACAGCACCCCACGAGGUUUCGUACUGUAGAGAACUCUCACGCUUCACUUUGGUUUUCUUUGGACUGCAAAACACCGAGAGCUCUUGUGAUCGGAUCGGAUCGGACUCACACUUGAAGGGAAUGACCACGUGUGUGCGCGUGCGUGUCAGCUUACACGUAAAUAGCUGUGUUUACAUGUAUGAGUGAGUGUUCACCGCAAUUGUGAAACAUUUGUAAAAUAAAUGAAAAGAUUUUAUUUAA
Molecule: messenger RNA, 3882 nt
Organism: Syngnathus typhle (broad-nosed pipefish)
Lineage: Eukaryota; Metazoa; Chordata; Actinopteri; Syngnathiformes; Syngnathidae
Gene: ephb6
Product: eph receptor B6
Exons: 19
Coding region: 1-3066 (1021 amino acids)
Biological process (GO): protein phosphorylation; central nervous system projection neuron axonogenesis; axon guidance
Cellular component (GO): neuron projection; plasma membrane
Molecular function (GO): protein binding; ATP binding; transmembrane-ephrin receptor activity
Source: RefSeq, a predicted model, not a curated record